CAGCUGUCUAGCUGUUAACUUCUAGUAUUUAAUAACUAAUUUAUGAGGAAGAGUCGGCUUAAAAUUUGUGUGAGAAAAUUGCAUUGCAAAUGGCAUCUCGUUUAAUAAACAGCAGAUCUGUGUUGAUCAGCGUAGAUCAGUUGUGCGGUAAUCACGGCGACGUCAGGUCAGGUUCACGGCUAAAAAUCCAAUCGGAGCUACAAAUGUUUACCAGCCUCAAAUUACUCACCAGUUUGUGGCUGCUGCUGCUGCACUCAGUGUACGGCCAUGCGGUGGAAAACAAACCCGUCACGGAAGACUGCCUGGAAUGCCUCUGCGAGACGUUGAGUGGCUGCAAUGCCACAGAGAUCUGUGUGAACGGGGCAUGCGGCAUCUUUCGUAUAACCGAGGGCUAUUGGAUAGAGGCGGGAGAGCUGACGCUGCCCAAUGAGACGCCCCUAUCCGAUAAUGCCUUCAUCAAUUGUGUCAAUCAGCCGCACUGUGCGGCGAAUACCAUCCAGAACUAUAUGUACAGGCACGGACAGGACUGCAAUGGGGACGAUCACAUCGAUUGCCUCGAUUUUGGUGCACUGCACAAGCUGGGAAAUCUCGGGUGUCGCGGCGAGCUGCCCUACAUUUACGCCAAGGUAUUCAACCGCUGCUUGAAGGUCAAGCAGAGGCACGCCCAGAGCCAGAGCCAGAAUCAGACUCAAAAUCAAGUGAAAAUCAAAAACCAGUCCUCAACAUAAUUGAUUCUUUAUUGUUUUGAAUCGUUUUACUGUUUUUGAAACAAUCUGUUAAUACAUAUAGUACAUACAUCGAAA
This is a messenger RNA of Drosophila obscura, 803 nucleotides long. Its product is annotated as lysozyme. Gene Ontology annotation, molecular function: lysozyme activity. Lineage: Eukaryota; Metazoa; Arthropoda; Insecta; Diptera; Drosophilidae. The transcript has 3 exons. The record is from RefSeq and is a predicted model, not a curated record. Bases 90 to 728 code for a protein of 212 amino acids.